Carica papaya (papaya) is the source of this 1117-nucleotide messenger RNA. Lineage: Eukaryota; Viridiplantae; Streptophyta; Magnoliopsida; Brassicales; Caricaceae. The record is from RefSeq and is a predicted model, not a curated record.
AUUUUCUUUCUUGGCAAAUUCUCCCUCUUAAAAAGAAAGAUUUUCCAUGGGAUUAGGAAAGAAAAUCUCAUGGGGGUUUUCCCUUUCCUUGCACACAUUAGGUAGGCCUUCAUCCUAUUUAGGCUUAAAGGCUAAAGUAGUAAAAUUUCCCCAUGUAAAAAAGGAAAUGAAUAAACAAAUGAAAGAUGAAUCAUUCAUGAGGGAAAUUCCUUUUAACAUUUAACUAAUUAGGUGAUGCAUAACCAAUAAAUGGAAAAUAACGUUUUAAUCUUGAUUCCUAAUAAAUUUUUUCUAAAUUUUUAUGCUCAAGUUCUAUUUGUCCCACAACAUUAGGAUCAUAGAGAGAACAGGGGAAUCAGGACUGGACCUGAUUCUUUUCCUAUUUUGCUAAAAGUUGCCUUACUAUUGUUCCUAGAGAGAAUAGGAAUCAGUAGCCAGAUUUUGUUUUUCCUAUUUUGCUGAAAACUUCCCCUGCUCUUGUUUUAUCCUUGACAUGCGUUCCUUUCAGAUAAACCAAAUUGGUAAACUGGUCUUUGUUGGCGGUCGUAACAACAAUGCUAGCACUGAACUGGCCAAGGCUCACCAAACUGUUAACCUUCUGUCUGAGGUUUUGAAGGCUGUUAAUUUGAAACAAUUUACUGAAGUUGAUCCUGAGAUUUUUGAAGCUCAAAAUAAGGUUGCAGAGACCACAAAGAAUGGUGCCCUUCACAAUAUUAUUCUUCUUGGUCCUGAGAGUAUUGAUGAAGCAAUGUCAAAAUAUCCUGAGAUCCAAGCAGCUGUUUUUGCCCUUCGUAACGUCCGAGGUCUUCCAUGGCCCAAGGAUCACAAGAAGAAAAAAGAUGAGGAUAUUCUAGAUUGGAUUCAGCAAACAUUUGGGUUCCGGAAGUAUAACGUGGAAAACCAAAGAGGGCAUCUGAUUUUAUUACUUGCAAAAAUAAACAAGGUGCAUAAACAGAAUCCUGAUCAACAACCCAAGGUUUGUUCUUUUACAGCAUACUUAUUCAUAUGCUAUACUGAAGGAGUAAAUAUCUUAAAUUACCGGCUAAUGCUAGCUGGUAUGGAUCAUACCACUCUAACAACAAAAUACUAUAUCACGAAACAAGCAUCUUGAAUCUAC